Toxotes jaculatrix (banded archerfish) is the source of this 4612-nucleotide messenger RNA. RefSeq names its product F-box protein 31 (gene fbxo31). Bases 1250 to 2911 code for a protein of 553 amino acids. NCBI's taxonomy places the organism in Eukaryota, Metazoa, Chordata, Actinopteri, Toxotidae. The record is from RefSeq and is a predicted model, not a curated record. Gene Ontology annotation, molecular function: protein binding. The transcript is spliced from 11 exons.
UUUCCCGCCAGUGGAUACUUCCUGUUUUGGUUCGCGGUUGCCACGUUCGACUCAAAGUAUCCCACAAUCACCGUAGUUGACGGUUCGUGUUAGAUUCCAAUGGACAGUAUAAUACAUACAAUAAUGUGACAUAUGUUUUUAUAUAACGUGAAAAUAAUUUAACAAAACGCUAUAUCCGUAUAAGCGUGCGACAGUUUAGUGGGGAAAUGUGUUUUUUACAGAAAUGCCAACCCCGUUUAGAAAACACACCCACAUACUGGGUUGCCAGGUUCGCAAACUACGAAGGACUUUGGUUUGCUCGUGCAUACCUUUGAAAAUUACUGUUUCUUUGAACAGUGUGGUGGACUGAAGUUUGUCAGCUGUAGGACAGCGUUUCAGAAUUGCCGUGAGUUAGUCAGUUAACAAACUAACAUUGGCAGCAUUCAACCUUUAAAAAAGUACGUAAUCGCUUACGCUUUCGUUCGGGCCAGUGGCGCAAUGGAUAACGCGUCUGACUACGGAUCAGAAGAUUCUAGGUUCGACUCCUGGCUGGCUCGACUGCAUUUUCUCCCUGAGAAGGGCAGCACGAUCAAUGUGUCCAUUUGUAAUUUAUCGAAGUUUAAUUCAAAUGAAUGUGUCCUUAAUUUUUCUCCUUUCUGAUAACUGUAAAAACGCUGAGUAUUACCAGCGAACGAAAGCUGCUGUGGGUUCGAGAUUCCAGCUAAUGCUGUGAUUUAUUCCUGUGAAAUACACAGAGAUCAUUAUUCCCGGUGGUCUAAAUGAAAGAAGUAACUAUCAUAAUAAACCGCUAAAGAGGCUUAAUACAUGAAAGACAAAAAAAAAAAAAACAAUACCGCCGUCACUGCUAUGAAGCUGCUUUAACUUACUUAAGGAUUAUUAUGUCAAAUGGGGAAAAAGAUGAACUGAACUAAACUCUUUGUACGAAACUUCUGGUUGUGCAUUUCUAUCUGCUAUUGUACUAAAAGUGCUCACUGCUUGUUGCGCAUGCGCAGUUGUCCAUACUGUUACUGUUUGGAUAGGUAUUGCACAAUGAGGCUGGUUUACCAGCAGGGUAAAAUGGGCAGAUAGAAAAGCAAAGCAAAAACAAUGAGCUGCCAGCUAGAGCUGCAGAAUGGGGUACUGAUUGGAAAUUUACUAAGUACAUUAACUGUACAGAAGUUGAAUUUUGAGGCUCUGCGGAGUGGGUCAGUCGCGAAGGUGCCGGAGGCGACAGCGGCAUAACCAGCAGGGUCAGGGUAGCGAUUCCGACAUGGACGACGAAGAAGGGGAGCGGAUCGUGGGCCAGAGGCAAGGCGACGUCUGCGGCGGCGACGGCCCGGAAAGCGGCGUCGCCACUGCAGGGCCGAGUGACGCUUGCGAAUAUGGCAGCGGUGCUGUCAACAGAGGAGGCUUUCUGAACCGUACAACCACGGGACCUCCACACCCGCAGUCAUUAGCGGAAUUACCGCCGGAGCUCUUGGUGGAGAUAUUCUCCCUGCUCCCCGGGACGGUGCUACCAAACGUGGCCCUCGUCUGCAAGAAAUUCAGACAAAUCCUCAACACUGAGACCAUCUGGAGAAGGCGGUGCAUCGAAGAGUUUGGUAUGAAGGAGGAUCUGAGGAAGAUGGAAGUGGGCGGGGUAUCUAGCCAGGAUCUCUAUGUUAAACGUGUCAACCCACGGGUGAAGUCUGGGCGCUUUAUGAAGCUCCUCCCGGACUACGAGCACAUGGACUAUAGAGACGUGUACACACACUUGCUUCACCCAUAUAGACAUAUCUUGGGCUUAUGGCAGCCUGACAUAGGCCCUUACGGCGGAUUGCUCAACGUUGUGGUGGAUGGGCUCUUCAUCAUUGGCUGGAUGUAUUUGCCACCUCAUGACCCCCGUGUCGAGGAUCCCAUGAGAAAACGGCCACUAUUCCGCAUCCACAUGUGGGAGAGCAAAAAGGCCACUGUGGAGUGUAUGUACGGACACAAGGGUCCCCACAAAGGAGACAUACAGACCGUCAAGAAGGACGAAUUUUCAACUAAAUGUAACCAGACUGAUCAUCACCGCAUGCCAGGAGGCAGACAGGAGGAGUUCAGGACAUGGUUGGAGGAAGAAUGGGGUCGCACGCUGGAAGAAAUCUUCCAUGAACACAUGCAGGAGCUCAUCCUGAUGAAGUUCAUUUAUACUAGUCAAUAUGAUAACUGCUUGACAUACCGGAGGAUCUAUCUUCCUCCUGCGAUGCCCUCUGAUCUGCUGCAGCCAGGCCUCUUCAAAGGUACCUAUGGCAGUCACGGCUUGGAGAUCGUCAUGCUCAGUUUCCACGGUACUUCCACAAGAGCCACCAAGCUCACUGGAGACCCCAAUGUUCCUGCAGGGCAACUCACUUUGGAUGUAGAUCUGAGCCGGCCCGUGGUCCUCCCUGACUUAGAGCACCAGCGCCAAAUAGAGGAACUGUCUCGGCUUGUACUUGGGGUACAUGAAGAAGUGCAGAGGGAAGUCGAACAACGGGCCAAGGGCACCUCUGACACAGUCAGUAGUGUUGCAGAGGGGGGCUGUGGUGGUGCCACUGGAGCAGAUGGGCUGGAGGUAGACCAUGGUACCUGUUCAGACAGCUGUCAGCCUGGCCCCAGCAGCAGCACCAAUCCUCCUGAAGCCCAGCCAUUCGUUCUGCCCCUGGGGGUUAUGGCUCGCAACGAGGUGUACCCUCGUACCUGCAGGAAAUGCUUCUAUGGGACAGGCCUGAUUGCUGGGCACGGUUUUACAAGUCCAGAGCGCACCCCGGGGCUCUUUGUGCUGUUUGAUGAGGACCGCUUUGGUUUCAUCUGGCUGGAGUUGAAGUCUUUCAGUCUGUACAGUCGCCUGACGGACCAUCUAGCCCACGCUCACGCCCCAAACAUGGAGCGAUUUGAGGCCAUGCUGCACAACAUGCAGUCCUGGACAUCCUGAUGCACCAAGCUUUAAGUCUUCUCCCACAAUACAAUGCAUAACAGCAACCAUUACACACGAAUCACCUCUGUCCUCUACCGACAACAUUACUAUCAUGUUAGUUCAUGACCUUACCUCUCCUGGCUCUAUCUUUGUGUGUUUCACAAACUUUGGGUACUUUACUGUCUAAUUAAGCUAGUUAUAUCACCCUGACCUAGCACACCCGCGCUCCUGUUCCAAUACAAGCACUUUGACAGGUUUCUGGAGUCAAUGUUUAUCACCUCACCUCUGUAUGACCUCUAUUCUCCAGUGCAGCAUGAUAACAGGUCAUAAAUUUUUAAUUUAUUUAUUUAUUCCCUGUAGGAGAAAAGGAAUGAUAAUUCAUACCACUUAUUAUGGAUCAAACUGUACGUGCCUCUGAUUCUAAAACCAUGUCUGUACUUGGUAGUGCUUGAAGAAGAUGGUGUCCAAUGUAUUCUACUAAAUAGUAUUAUAAUAAUUACAGUGCCCAACAUAUUGAACUGCAUGCUGCAUUUUAUUUAGAUCUAAUCAUACCAUACUCAUAACCAAGAUGUUUUACUUUCAUGAAGCAGCAUGCUUUGCUAAUUAUUUUUUUGUGUUUUUUUGCUUUAGUGACAUCAGAUUUUUGAAAAGACAGCAUCUCAGGUGUUUUUCUCUUUUCCACAAGUCAGUUAAAAACUGGACAAAAUUAUUUAUGUUAACAAAAAAUGUGUGACGUUACAUUCAUUUUAUGAAUUUGUCCAGUAGAAAUAGUGAGUGAGUUUUACAACUUGGCAAUUUUCUAACCAUUGACAAGAAAAGACCUGCUGUCUUAUCAAACACUGUAGCUUCAUCAGCGAGUUUUGGACAGACUGAUAUGUUUUUGUCCUUUGAACUUAAGAGAUAUAUUUUUCAGUGAUACACUUUGGCUCAUGGUCCCACAUCAAACAUUCUUUUAAUGUUACCACACCUGACAAAAUAUUAUGUAAGUUGGAAAGAUGUAUUGCAAUAGAAUAACAUAACCUAUACAUAAGCUGGAUUUAAUCAAAGUAUCAAAAUUAUACAGUUUAUGUGCUUCUAUAAUUAUGGUCUGAAACAGAAACUUGUCUUACCUUUUAAAUGUAUUGCAUUGUUGUUUGUUUAAAUGGCUGACAAAGUGUUUGCUUGGCUUUAUGCCUGCAAAGCUGUUCCCUCCACUUUUCCAAUUUAUUUGAAACUUGAGACCAGGCUUGCUGAACAUUAUACAAACUCAAGCUCAAAGUGCAUCUCAAAGUACCAAGUAAGUGUCUGUAUGUCUCAUUAUGGCCUGAUGGUGGUGCCCAGUAGCUUUCUUAUUCCAAGUGCACUUUUCUGGGCAAUACAGUGAAUCAUUCAAAACCACAGGCCAGCACUUUUAUAUCAGACUGCAGCUUUACUAAAAUUUGCAAAAAAUAAAUAAAUAAAUGUCUGCUAAAGCAUUGUUUAAACUAUGUUGUCACAUUUUAUUAGUUUCCCCUCAAUUUCAGUACACUUGUUUUAUACAUGCUCCUGUCUGUAAGCCCCCUGUACCCAGCUAUUUGAAUGAUUUGCCUUUGAAAAGUGUUGCUUUGUACUAUUUUCAGUAGUAAUACGCCUGAUUUUGUGAAAAACUUAAGUUUGACCUAUUGAACUGCUCACAUCGGACUUCAGGGAGCUUUUCAGCUUAAGCGCUCUUCAGAGUAAUAAAAAUAAAAAACUAAAAGA